AUGUCGGCAAGGGACAACACCGGCAACGGGAGCAAGCGCAAGUGGGACUCGCCCGCUGCUGGCGGAACCGACAGCGGCAGCACAACCUCUCCCGCAAAGAGGCCCAAAACGGACACCACCAAUGACGACAAGGCCGACGAAGCAGCACGGCAGGCCGCCGAGUUCAAACGCAUCCAGGCCCAAGUCGCUGCGAGGAUGGCCUCUCUCACCAAAUCCGGCCUGCUUCCCGCCACAGCCGCCGCACCGAAACCCAGUAAUGCCACCCCACCGCCAGCAGCAAGCGCGACCGUCGGCGGGAUCAAUAUCUCGGAGAUCAGUGCGCGGAUCGCCCGGCAGAAGGAGCAGCUGCUACUCCAGCAGCAGCAGCAACAACAACAAGCAGCUGCAUCCUCUUCAUCCCCAGCCAAUGUCGACCGCGCAAAACGGGGAUUGAAGAUGGAAUACCACCCCUCCCUCGUCUUCGACACCACCGGCCAGCUCAACAUCCGCGGCGGCGCAAAAGCCGCCCUGAUGCCCAAAGCCGAUUUCGCAACAGUCCGCGCCAACCAGCGGUCAGGGACACCAGGAACAGCGGGCGGUGCGAGUCCAGGGAUACCUGUGCUAGGCAAAGACGGCUUCACAACCCUCGGCCCCCCCUCCAUAAACCUCCUACCCAAAAAGGAGAUGAAGAUAGAGACCGCCUCUCCCGAUUUCGCCGACCCGACCAAGAACCCUUACUUCGAUCCUAACCUGGCCGCCAAAGCGGCAGCGGGCCCGAGGGAACGCGCGAGGAAGGGGUUUCGGUUCGUGCAGCAGGGGAGGUUUAUUAAUGAGGCGAAUCAGUUGAGGAGCAAGGCGCAGUUGGAGAAGUUGAAGAGGGAUAUUGCGGAGAGUGUGAAGAAGACGGGGAUGGCGGUGGAGAUGGAGCUGGUUGCUGAUCAGUCAAUGAGGACCGAACCCCCACCUCCCGUCGAAUGGUGGGACGCCCCCCUCGCCCCCGACGGCUACGCCAACUUCAACCCUGGGCCCCUCUCCACCACCCCCAUCCCACCCACCAACCUCCCCCUCCUCACCGCUCUAGUCCAACACCCGAUCCCCAUCCAACCCCCCGCCGAAUCCAGCGACCCGAAACCCAAACCCCUAAUGCUCACAAAAAAAGAAACAAAGAAACUCCGCCGCCAACGCCGCAUGGAGCUGCAAAAAGAGAAACGCGAGAAGAUCCGGUUGGGACUGCUGCCACCGGAACAAUCCAAAGUCAAAAUCUCCAAUUUCAUGCGCGUCCUCGGCACCGAAGCCGUGCAAGACCCGACGCAAAUCGAAGCCACCGUCCGCGCGCAAAUGGCCGCGCGCAAGCAAAAAGACCGGGACCUCGUCGCCGCCAACAAACUCACCGACGCCCAACGCAAGGACAAGAAACGCCGUAAACUGGAUGAGAGCGAGGUGACCGAUACGCUUCUCCACGUCGCGGUGUUUCGGAUCAACGAUCUGAGCCACCCGCAACAUAAAUUCAAGGUGGAUAUGAACGCGCAGCAGCAUAACCUCACCGGAUGCGCGAUCCUCCAUGCGGGGUCCAACCUGGUGGUUGUCGAGGGCGGGCCGAAGGGUAUCAAAGCGUACAAGAAACUCAUGCUGAAACGAAUCGAUUGGGUGAACACCGCCCCACCCGCUGGAGAGUCCUCAUCGGCACCGCAAGAAGACGAUACGCAAGAUAAACCGCCGAAUGAGUGUAUUCUGGUGUGGGAGGGGCAGGUGAAGGAACGGAAUUUCAAGGGGUUUAGGUUUAGGCCGUUGCCGACGGAGAGGGGGGUGAGGGAGUAUUUGGAGAAGUGCAGGUGUGUGCAUUAUUGGGAUGCGGCGCGGAAUUGGGUUAAGGAGGGGUUUUAG
Fimicolochytrium jonesii is the source of this 1863-nucleotide messenger RNA. RefSeq names its product pre-mRNA processing factor 3-domain-containing protein. Lineage: Eukaryota; Fungi; Chytridiomycota; Chytridiomycetes; Spizellomycetales; Powellomycetaceae. The coding region runs from base 1 to 1863 and encodes 620 amino acids. The transcript has 2 exons. The record is from RefSeq and is a predicted model, not a curated record. Gene Ontology annotation, biological process: mRNA splicing, via spliceosome. Gene Ontology annotation, cellular component: U4/U6 x U5 tri-snRNP complex.